AUGUUCCCAUUAGCUAACAGAUGGAGAUCGCUGAGGGGAUAUAAGCAUCUUGCACUGGAUAAUGCUUCAUUUGCUUUCAAAAUAAAAAUGCGAAAGAUUAGACUUCCAGAUAGACUUAGUAACUAUCCACAAAUAGACAUACUGUCGGAUCAACACCCCCGGGAAAUAAUACGAGGGCAUCAAGAAGAAACAAAUGUUAUCGAAAAGUAUAAGUUGAAUCUGGAAUUCAGGAAAUUUUUGGAACCCAGUUUGGAGAGUGUCCGGGGGUUCUUAGGGGAAAAGUAUUGUUUAAACGAUAGUCAGUUGAUUGCAAUUAUUUUUCCUCUUUCUAACUUUGAUAUUCAGCUAAGAUUGAAGGAUACACAGCAGCAUAAUUUGGUAAUGGCUUCAGCCAGCAUACAAGAAUUCGGUAGAAAGUUGAUGAAAAAGCUUACGAUGACCACCAUUUUGAAGAACCACUCAUUAACCUCAUGUAGUGAUGCCAUGGGAAGUCUCGAUUUCGGUGUUUUACAAGAAAGUAUUACUAAGUCAUUGACUCAUACAGGGCCUCUCAUUAAAGAAUUCAUGGAACUUCAUGGGAUUGAAGCAAGAACACAGAGAUAUCGAACAGGAAAGAGAUCGCAUGUGCGUAGUAGUGUUGCGGCACUGAACACAAUGAUAGGGAUGAUACAUUAUCAAUACGGAGAAAUGCAAAGCACAGAGUUUGUGGAAAAUAGAAUACUGAAUGGUGAAAGAGGAAUUUUGAACUUGUUAGCAGAAAGGAUGAUAUCCAACAAGUGA
Messenger RNA from Komagataella phaffii GS115, 780 nucleotides. RefSeq lists its product as hypothetical. Lineage: Eukaryota; Fungi; Ascomycota; Pichiomycetes; Pichiales; Pichiaceae. The coding region runs from base 1 to 780 and encodes 259 amino acids. The transcript has a single exon. The record is from RefSeq and is a predicted model, not a curated record.